UUUUAAUUUUUUGAAUUUUUAUUUUAGUGUUCUUUUAGUUUAAAGUUACUGUAAAGUCUUUACUUAUUGGUGCUUUUUUAUGAAAUGUAUUUAUUUAAUACAAUUUGCAUGUUUAUAAAAACAUAUGGUUCGUCUGAGUCCAUUCCAAUUGGAUCUACAAACACUGUCUUUGUCAAAAUUUAGGAAUAAAUGGAUGCAUUCAUUUUACUACUAAUACAAAACAAAAAUCAUUUCUACAGGAUGUUUUCAAUAAAACAUUACAGAAUCAAUCAUUAUAAUAUGUACUCUAGUAAUUUAUUGUCGAGAUAAAUAAUCUAAAAUGGGAACAUUGCAGUAUUCUUCUUAUUCAAAAACAUCUCUCAAAAUGCCUGAUCAUACUUUGUUGAGUCGAAAUUCUGAAGGAAGAUCUUCUGGAAGCAGUGUUGUCAGUAAUGGAAGUAUGCGCAUGGCCACCUUACCUGUGACAUCAAUUGAUGAUGGAAAGUCUAGGUUUCCAAAGUUAGAAGAGUGUGCUCAUUUUCAUUAUGAACAUGUUGAACUUGGACCACUAAAAGUUAGUAAUCUGAUAAAAUUAAUUUACUUAAUAUAGUUUAUACUUAAUUAAUUUUCUUAUUUUAGUGACUAUUUUUCAUAUGAAAUUCAAUUGUCUAAUUUUUUGAUUUAGUAGAAAAUAUAAA
Acyrthosiphon pisum (pea aphid) is the source of this 677-nucleotide messenger RNA. Its product is annotated as GTPase-activating protein CdGAPr. The transcript has 3 exons. NCBI's taxonomy places the organism in Eukaryota, Metazoa, Arthropoda, Insecta, Hemiptera, Aphididae. The record is from RefSeq and is a predicted model, not a curated record. The coding region runs from base 320 to 589 and encodes 89 amino acids.